AAUUUCUAUAUGAUUGGUUGGAAUGGUAAUAGAGUGUAUAGAGUACUAAAGAUAGACCGUUUUGAUGCAUCUGAGAUUACUCUGAGGAUUCCACUGCCUAUACCAAAAAAGAAUGCUACGAGUUGCUUAAACGGAUACACGAAGACAACAAGGCCACAUGCAGCCUCAAACUGUCUCAGGGUUCACUAAGUUUUGGGGACCAUACUACAUGUGGUCACAGGGUCUAUGAAGUGUCGAAGAGUGAGAUAAUUUCUUUGCGUAAUUCUUGCGUGCUUUCCAACAUUGCAAAUUCAAGAGAGGUACAAGAAGCUCCUGUGUAUGGUGGACCUUACAAAGAACUUCUUUUUCAGCUAUUAUUUCAGUAUAAUGCGUAGUUUCCAUGAGAAUAUAUGUGACCAUGAGAGUGGUGAUAUUCUCUAUAAGAAAAUGUUUGUGUGGUACGUGUUCUUGACUCGGGGAAUUCAACAUCAUCUUUAGAAUACCGUCUGGACUGUAGCAUUUGUAUAUGAUUUCUCUAAGCAUGUAUGAAUCGGAUAUAUAUUUUCUGCUCCU
This is a messenger RNA of Raphanus sativus (radish), 552 nucleotides long. RefSeq lists its product as uncharacterized. Gene Ontology annotation, biological process: regulation of DNA-templated transcription. Gene Ontology annotation, molecular function: transcription coactivator activity. NCBI's taxonomy places the organism in Eukaryota, Viridiplantae, Streptophyta, Magnoliopsida, Brassicales, Brassicaceae. The record is from RefSeq and is a predicted model, not a curated record. Gene Ontology annotation, cellular component: nucleus.